Rhopalosiphum maidis (corn leaf aphid) is the source of this 1072-nucleotide messenger RNA. It is a transcript of the gene Phyhd1, whose product is annotated as phytanoyl-CoA dioxygenase domain-containing protein 1 homolog. The record is from RefSeq and is a predicted model, not a curated record. The transcript is spliced from 6 exons. NCBI's taxonomy places the organism in Eukaryota, Metazoa, Arthropoda, Insecta, Hemiptera, Aphididae. Bases 127 to 975 code for a protein of 282 amino acids.
CUUGUACAUUAUUAUUGUAGAUAUACACGAAUUGCUAUUAUUCAACGGUAAACUAUUAGUACCUAUAGUUUGUUCGGUCGACUAAUUAUGAUUAUAACGUUGAAAUCGUAGUCUUCAGAAGGUAAAAUGAUUUAUGAAGAUUUAAAAUCAAAAUUGGAUAAAAAUGGUUAUGUAGUAAUAAAAAAUUUUCUAAGUGAAAAGGAGACAAACGACCUAAAGGAUGCAGGAGAAAAACUCACAGAGAAUGUGCCGGCUGACGUUAAAACCGUGUUUGCGACUAAUCAAACAAAACAAGUGGCCGAUGAUUAUUUCAUUGAGAGUGCCGACAAAAUAUCCUUUUUUUAUGAAAAGGCCGCGCUAGACGACGACGGACGCUUGUUGGUCGACUCCUCGUUGGCGCUGAAUAAAGUCGGUCAUGCCUUGCACAGACUACACCCGACGUUUGAGGCGUGCACCUACAGCGACAAGGUGACAAACGUCUGUAGAUCUCUGGGCUUAUCGAAGCCGGUAGUGCCACAGAGCAUGUACAUCUACAAAAACCCCGGUGUCGGUGGCCAAGUCGUCUCACAUCAAGACUCAACAUUCCUCUUUACGACACCAGAUUCAUUAGUCGGAUUUUGGAUUGCCUUGGACGAUGCCACGGUAGAGAAUGGUUGUUUGUGGGCGAUACCAGGUUCACACAAUACUGACGUACACAAACGGCUUGUUCGUAACCAGGACAAGUGUGAAACGAAUCGAACAGUUUUUCAGGGAACGUAUCCAGAAUAUAAACAGUCAUUGUAUGUACCGCUAGCCGUCGAGAAAUCCAGUCUCGUAUUAAUACACGGUAAAGUGGUACACAAAAGUGAACAGAACAAGUCACAGUAUCCGCGACAUGCAUACACGUUCCAUGUAUUUGAUGAAGCAAUUAGCCAAUAUUCUGAACAGAAUUGGUUACAGACAAAAGUUGGAUUCAAACCCAUUUAUUCUAUAUAAAUAUUAUGAACAGAAAUAUAAUAAUUUUAUACGACAAAUCAACAAUUUUAUUCUGAAUACUUGGUGAAAAUUUCAGAUAUCUUGUUUUUGAAUUAUA